Messenger RNA from Centruroides sculpturatus (bark scorpion), 477 nucleotides. Its product is annotated as 5-hydroxytryptamine receptor 2A-like. The coding region runs from base 1 to 477 and encodes 158 amino acids. Gene Ontology annotation, cellular component: membrane. The transcript is spliced from 2 exons. Gene Ontology annotation, biological process: adenylate cyclase-activating adrenergic receptor signaling pathway. The record is from RefSeq and is a predicted model, not a curated record. NCBI's taxonomy places the organism in Eukaryota, Metazoa, Arthropoda, Arachnida, Scorpiones, Buthidae. Gene Ontology annotation, molecular function: G protein-coupled receptor activity.
AUGCAGAACGUUUUGACUUAUCAUAGCUGGAAACAAAUCAAUAACGAUGACGAUUUUCAAUCGGAAGAUGUAAACGCUAUUAAUAGUAGCAGUAAUAUCCAGAAAAUAAUUAACAUUACCGAAUAUGUGAUCACUUACAUAGUUAAUGGGCAAACAGAUAAUACCAUAAUAGUAUCGUCGGGUAUAGAAAUGAACAGUAAUAUCACCAAUCUAACUGAAGAAAAUAUCCUCAGCAUCGAACCGAUUUCUUACAAUUGGUUUUUUCUUCUACUUUCAUUCUUUGUAUUGGCAGGAGGUUUAGGAAAUGUCUUGGUAUGUCUGGCUAUCAGCACUGAAAGGCGACUACAGAAUGUUACUAAUUAUUUUUUAAUGUCAUUAGCUAUCGCCGAUCUCUUAGUAUCUGUAGUUGUCAUGCCUUUUGGGAUUCUAGAUGCUAUAUUUGGCAUGAUGAAAACAACAAAACUNAUCAAAGAUUGA